This is a messenger RNA of Sardina pilchardus (European sardine), 10256 nucleotides long. RefSeq names its product neuron navigator 2a (gene nav2a). The record is from RefSeq and is a predicted model, not a curated record. The coding region runs from base 299 to 7309 and encodes 2336 amino acids. Lineage: Eukaryota; Metazoa; Chordata; Actinopteri; Clupeiformes; Clupeidae. Gene Ontology annotation, molecular function: protein binding; ATP hydrolysis activity. The transcript has 35 exons. Gene Ontology annotation, biological process: nervous system development; neurogenesis.
UCCCCCUGAUCUCCCCCUGAUGUCUGUGACUCGUCUGCCUCUCUGGACCAUAGCUGAAGAGAAGCACCAUGGUCUGACCUCACCUCUGACUGAGUCUCAACGUAUUGCUACUCAGUGGGUCAGAUGCCUGUGUUUGGAAAGGUGAUGCUUUGAGAGUUUUGGAAGAAAGAGUAUGGGGGCCUGAAGGACUUUGGUUUGGGGGACAUUUAGUUUAUUUAAGAGAGGGUGUUUUUUCCCCCCCUGCCUUGUUGGAUAUUUGUUUUCCGAAGGAGGGACGUGUGGAUAUUAAAGGAGACCAAUGAAGAAGAUGGAGUCAGGAGCAGAGGCCCCACCACCCCAGCAGCAGAGGAGGAAGCCAGUGAUGCAUGGCUUGGAGGACCAGAAAAAGAUUUACACGGAUUGGGCGAACCACUACUUGGCGAAGUCGGGGCAUAAGCGACUCAUCAAAGAUUUGCAGCAAGACGUGUCUGAUGGAGUAUUGCUUGCGGAAAUCAUUCAGGUUGUAGCCAAUGAGAAGAUUGAAGACAUCAAUGGAUGCCCAAAGAGUCGCUCGCAGAUGAGCAGUGCCCCUGCCCAGCUCACGCCCUCGCAUGGGCCUGCCGCCUCCUCUCAGGGUCCCCAGCACGCACACAAAGCACAGGCAGACAUGCAGUCCAGACUCCCCGCCCCCACGUCCAGGAUGGCCACUGCGGGCAGUGAGAGCUCUCCUCGUGGGUCCAUCAGCGCCGCAGGCAACCGCCGCAGCCAGGGCUUCAGCGACAAGUCCAAACCCGUCCCAGCGUUGGCCAAAGACUCGUCAGAAGGUGUGACCUCCCAGGCCCCAGGCAUGGCUGACCUCGCUCCUUCGUCCUCAGUGACCUCCUCCACCUCGUCCAUCUCCUCGUCCUCCUCCUCGGCCAUCCCGCAGCCCAACGCGGCCGGCGGCAAGCCCUGGAGGAGCAAGUCCCUGAGCUCCAAGCACACGGCUACCUCCACCUCCGCGCUGUCCGUCAAGCAGGAGGGCCCGGCCACCAACGGGGCGUCCAGCAAGCAGACCGCGUCCGGCGAGGUGCCGGCCAAAGCGGCGUCCCAGAAGUCCAUGCUGGAGAAGCUGAAGCUCUUCAACAGCAAGAGCGGCUCCAAGAGUGGUUCGUCCAGCCAGCCCGUCCAGCAGCAGACGUCGCUGGACAGCGGGAGCGGCAGCAGCAACGGCAGCGCCCUGCGGGACUCCGGGAUCGUGGUGGACCGGGUGGAGGCCGGCUCCAACACCGACCUGCAGUUGGAGGAGUCCGAGGGCAACACCCGACCCGUCAACGGAUCCUCUUCCUCUUCCUCCGGAGGAGGAGGAGGGGCGUCGACCGUCACCGUCGCCAUGACCACCAGCAGCCCAAAGAUCGCCCUGAAAGGCAUCGCCCAGCGGACGUUCAGCCGGGCGCUGACGGCCAAGAAGAGCUCGCUCAAGGGCGCCGAGAAGGAGAAGGAGAAGGAGCGCGCCGCCAAGGACAAGGAGCGGGCCAAGGAGAGCUCCAAGCGCACCUCCAUCCCCGAGCGAGGGGGGGAGGCGCGGGACGCCGAGCCCAGGGAGGAGAACGGCUCGGGGGGAGGUGCGACGACGACGACGAUGUCGGAGGCCGAGCCCAAACGCACCUCCAAGAUCGCCAGCCUCAUUCCGAAGGGGGGCAAAGCCGCGGCCACCAAGAAGGAGGGCAGCGCCACAGCACACAGCGGGAUACCAAAGCCGGGCGCCAAGGCCUCCUCGGGCAUGGGCGCGGGCAAGGGCUCGGGGGCGCCCCCCGGUGGCAAGGACGGAGAGAGGCCGCGCAGCAUGCGUCUGGGCGGGGGCCUGGCGCUGCACAGGGACAGCCGACACUCGUCGUCCUCCUCCAGCCUGGCCUCCACCGAGGGCAAGGGCCAGCAGAGCCACAGCGCCGCCCCGGUGGCCAACGCCGCCAUCAACACGGUCAGCGUGCAGCUGCCCCAGCCCCAGCAGCAGUACAGCCACCCCAACACAGCCACCGUGGCCCCCUUCAUGUACAGGUCUCAGACGGACAUCGAUGGCGGCAUCUCCUCAGAGAUGGGCUGUGGAGGCAGGGCCGAUGACCCGGCAAGCUACGGCAAGAGCAGCCAGACCUCCAUAGAAGAUCUGUCAGGUGAAGACCCCGAAACCAGACGAUUACGAACCGUGAAGAACAUCGCAGACCUCCGGCAGAACUUGGAAGAGACCAUGUCCAGUCUGAGGGGAACCCAAGUAUCACACAGCACCCUGGAGACGACCUUUGACAGCAGCGUCACCACGGAGAUCAGCGGGCGGAGCCUGCUGGGCCUGGGCUCGCGCGCCGCGCCGCUCUCGUGGCGGAUGGGUCAGUCGAGCCCGCGGCUGCAGGCCGGCGACGCGCCCUCGCUGGGCAACAGCUACGGCCGCGGAGGCUCCGGCAGCUCGGGGGGUCAGGGCCGGUUCCUGUACCCGGGCGGGGCCCUCCGUAGGCAGCUGGCGGCCCGCGGGAGCGCCCUGUGCAGCCUGGAGCUGGGUGACCGCGUGGACGACCUGGAGCUCGGCAGCCUCUCCAUGGACGUGACGGGCUACAUGAGCGACGGGGACGUGCUGAGCAAGAACGCGCGCACUGAUGACGUCACCAGCGGCUACAUGACGGACGGGGGCUUGAGUCUGUACACACGGCGGCUCAACCGGCUGCCGGACAGCAUGGCGGUGGUGAGAGAGAGCCUCCACAGGAACGCCUCUACGGGCCAGGGAGACGCAGACAGUUGGGACGACAGCAGCUCAGUGAGCAGCGGAAUUAGCGACACCAUCGACACCGAUGACAUCAACACCAGCUCCUCCAUCAGCUCGUACGCCAACACGCCGGCCACUACGCGCAAAACCCUGAGCGGACAGCCACAGACGGACUCGGAGAAACACUCGGCGGUCGAGCGGCACUCCGCAUGGUCCGGCGACGAGGUCAAGCGGUCAGACGGCGGUUCGGACAGCGGCGUGAAGAUGGAGCACGGCUCCAAGUGGCGGCGCAACCCCUCGGACGUGUCGGACGAGUCCGACAAGGGCGGCUCGGGCCGUAAGAUCCCCGCCAUCUCGCAGACAGGGUCCUGGCGCCGUGGCAUGACGGCACAGGUCGGGGUGACCUCGCCGCGCCCCAAGACUGGCACAACAGCGGGCAGCACGGGCACACUCAAAACUCACAGCGCUGGCAAGACAGACGACGCUAAAGUGUCUGAGAAGGGCUGCCUGCCGACACACUCCACCAGCAUCCAGCGCUCGCCCUCCGACGCAGGCCGCACCAGCGGGGACGAGGGCCUGAGGAAGCCUUCCUCAUCGUCAUCUUCCUCGUCCUCCGCCAACACUUCCUCCGCGCGCAUCCCCACCAGCACGUUCGGCUUCAAGAAGUCCAGCGGCGCCCUGGGGACCACCAGCAGCAUCACCAUGGUGACGGCCAGCGGGGCCACCAUCACCAGCGGCUCGGCCACGCUAGGGAAGAUCCCCAAGUCGGCGGCGCUGACGGUGGGAGGGCGGGGGGCGGCCCUGAAGGGGUCCUCCAUCGACGGAGGAGGAGGAGGAGGAGGAGGAGGAGGAGGAGGAGGGGCGGGGCACGAGGACGGCUACCUGUCGUCCGGCAUGCGCUCGGCGCUGCAGUACCGCAGCCUGCCCAGGCCCUCGCGCUCCGGAGCCGCCGCGCGCAACGGCAACCGCUCGUCCACCAGCAGCAUCGAGUCCGGCCUGAGCGCUCGCGCCCCGGGCCUGUCGGCCCUCACCGGGCCCUCCAACGCCCACACACACUCCCACGCGCACGCCCACGGCCACACACACUCUCACGGCCACACCGUCACCACCGCCGCCGCUGCUGCCGCCGCCUCGAAGCCCUGCGACGUGCCCAAGGGUGGCAGCAGCACCCUGCCGUCCAACCAGACGGACCGGGAGAAGGGCGCCUCGGAGAUGGACCCCACGAGGUCCAGUCCCCAGGGCUCCAGCGGAGGAGCCGCCACCAUCCCCCAGACCGCCCGGCAGCAGGGCAGCAAGUACGCUGAGGUGUCCUCGCCAACGUUACGCAGGCUCUUUGGUGGCAAGGCCGGUAAGCAGCAGGCUCCGGUCACCACUGCCGAGAGCAUGAAGAACUCGGUGGUCAUCUCCAACCCGCACGCCACGCUGGGACACACCCAGAGCUCGGGGCCCCUGGACUCCCCGUCCACCGGGCCCUGCGGCGGCGGCGGUGGUGGUGGGGGUAGCGGUGGCAGCAGCCCGCUGUACGGGGGCCGGGCAGUGGGCACGCUGGGGACCCUGGGCAGCGAGCCGGCCUCCAGCCCCGGCUCAGUCUACUCCACGGGCACGGGCACCUGGGGCACCACCAUGAGCAGCUCGUCGGCGCUGGGCUACCCGUCCGUGUCCAGCAUGCACACCAGCAGCGAGUCCAUCGACAUGUCGCUGGGCAGCGGGCCGCACCGAGACCACGACGCCGGCCACGCCAUGCUGGCCAGGACCGGCAGCGCCAAGACCGGCAUGUCCGAGAGGUACACGCCCUCCUCACAGCUGCGUAGCCACGAGGAGGCGCGCGAUUGGCUGCGCUCGCACUCCACCAGCGGCCUGCAGGACUCGGCCAGCAACUCGCCCUUCUCCACCGGCUCCAGCCUCACCUCGCCCUCGGGCACGCGCUUCAACUUCGCCCAGCUCGCGAGCCCUACCACAGCGGCACAGAUCAACCUGGCCAGCCUGCGCAACAACGGCCUGACCAAUCAGGACAGCUCGCUGGACCCGGGAGACUCCCGCCUGCGCAACUCCUGCAUGUCACUGGACGAGAAGACCAGGACCAUGAGCCGCUCCGGGUCCUUCAGGGACGGCUUUGAGGAAGUUCACGGCUCCUCACUAUCCCUGGUGUCCAGCACUUCCUCCAUCUACUCCACGACGGAGGAGAAAUCACAGUCGGAGAUCCGAAAGCUUCGCCGAGAGCUGGACGCCUCCCAGGAAAAAGUGUCCGCCCUGACCACGCAGCUCAGCGCCAACGCUCACCUGGUGGCUGCCUUUGAGCAGAGUUUGGCCAACAUGACCAUCCGUCUGAAGAACCUGACCAUGACAGCGGAGCAGAAGGACUCUGAGCUGAAUGAACUGAGGAAGACCAUUGAGCUGCUGAAGAAGCAGAAUGCAGUAGCCCAAGCGGCCAUCAAUGGCGUCAUCAACACCCCGGAGCUCCCACACAAGACUGACAAGACAGCCGGGAGUAAUGGGUCGGGGCAGCCAGACCUGCGCAUCCGCAGACAGCACUCGUCGGACAGCGUGUCCAGCAUCACCAGUGCCACUAGCCACUCCAGCCUGGGCAGCAACAUGGACAACCCCGAAUCAGCCAACUGCAAGAACAAGAAGAAGAAGAACUGGUUACGGAGCUCCUUCAAGCAGGCCUUCGGCAAGAAGAAGUCCCCGAAGUCGGCGUCCUCCCACUCGGACAUUGAGGAGAUGACCGACUCGUCCCUCCCCUCGUCACCAAAGCUGCCUCACAACGGCUCUGCCUCCUCCACUCCCAUGCGCAGAACCUCACAUUCCAACUCAAUGAUGUCGGACUGCCUGGACAGUGAGGCGGACACGGUGAUGCAGUUGCGGACGGAGCUCAGGGAGAAGGAGAUGAAGCUGACCGACAUCCGUCUGGAGGCGCUCAGCUCCGCUCACCAGCUGGACCAGCUCAGGGAGGCCAUGAACCACAUGCAGUCUGAUAUCGAAAAGCUGAAGCUGGAGAAUGACCGUCUGAAGCUGGAUACCCACGGCAGCAGCAGAGCCUCCUCCCAGAGCUCCACACACCACCCCAGCACGCCCACCCCCGGCCUCUCCCAGCACAGCGUCAACCUCACCGACUCCACCAGCUUCGAUAUGUUACUAGAUGACUCCGGGGCUGAGGGAAGCUCUCGUAAGGAUGGCCGGAACGUGAAGAUCGUGGUCAGCCUGGAUGAGGACUGCAAGUGGAGAGAGGAUUGCCGACCUAAUGAGUUCCUUAUUGGUUGCAUUGGAGUAAGUGGCAAGACCAAAUGGGAUGUUCUUGAUGGUGUGGUACGGCGGUUGUUCAAGGAGUACAUCAGGCACGUGGACCCCGCAAAUCAUCUGGGCCUGAGCUCGGACAGUGUCGAGGGCUACCGCAUCGGAGACUUGCUUCGACCCACUGGCGCUCAGACCCCCGAGCUCUUGCCCUGUGGCUACCUGGUGGGGGACAACAACACAAUCAACAUCUCAUUAAAAGGCGUGAGUGAGCAAUCGCAGGACAGCCUGGUGUUCGAGACCCUCAUCCCCAAGCCAAUGCUGCAGCGGUACAUCUCCCUGCUGCUGGAGCACCGCCGUAUCAUCCUCUCCGGGCCCAGCGGCACCGGCAAGACCCACCUGGCGGCCCGGCUGGCCGAGCACCUGGUGCUGCAGGAGGGCCGGGAGCCCAGCGAGGCCACCAUCGCUACCUUCAACGUCGACCACAAGUCCAGCAAGGAGCUGCGUCAGUACCUGUCCAGCCUGGGGGAGCAGUGCAGUGUGGAGGGGCAGCAGGCACAUGCGCCCCUAGUGGUCAUCCUGGACAACCUGCACCACGUCAGCUCCCUGGGGGAGAUCUUCAACGGCCUGCUCAACUGCAAGUACCAGCGCUGUCCUUACAUCAUCGGCACCAUGAGUCAGGCUACUUCCUCCUCUCCAAACCUGCAGCUUCACCACAACUUCAGGUGGGUGCUGUGUGCCAAUCACAUGGAGCCUGUGAAGGGCUUCCUGGGCCGCUACCUGCGCAGGAAGCUGAUCGAGACGGAGAUCAGCAGCCGCACCAGGAACCAGGAGCUGGUGAAGAUCAUCGACUGGAUCCCGCGCGUAUGGCAUCACCUCAACCGAUUCCUAGAGGCUCACAGCUCCUCAGAUGUCACCAUCGGUCCACGCCUCUUCCUGUCCUGCCCCAUGGAUGUGGACGGCUCCAGGGUCUGGUUCACUGACCUGUGGAACUACUCCAUCAUCCCCUACAUGCUGGAGGCAGUCAGGGAGGGCCUGCAGUUGUAUGGCCGCCGAGCACAUUGGGAAGACCCUGCCAAGUGGGUCCUGGAGACGUUCCCAUGGGCACUGAGCCCCCAGCAGCCCGAUUGGCCAGCGCUGCUGCAGCUCCGCCCAGAGGACGUGGGCUACGACGGCUACUCUGCCCCCAGGGAGGGCGUGUCCAAGCCGUCCACUCAGAGCGACAGUGACGCUGACCCUCUGAUGAACAUGCUGAUGAGACUAAAGGAGGCUGCCAACUGCUCCAGUCCACAGAGCUACGACAGCGACUCCAACAGCAACAGUCACCAUGACGACAUCCUUGACUCCUCCCUGGAGUCCACGCUGUGAUCAACCCUUUUUUCUUGAUUUUUUUAAUUUCACAAAUGACUUCGGUUUUAAUUUUAUGUUAUGGCCAGGCAACAAAAUCGAAUCGCCUCUGUAAGUGUAACCUUAUCUUCAGUCAUGAACGAACACUUUGGGUGCUGGUAACCCAAAACCAGAGAAGACGUGACCACAAAGACGUGAGAAGACAUUAAAACUGCACUACUUCUAUUUUUGCAACUAUAUUUCAAGGGGCUUUUUGCAAGCAUUGUUGGAUGUGAAAAUGGGAGUUGGAAAAAAAAGAGACUUUAAAAGCAUUUAACACUGUGGAGGAAGUAUUUUUGUCCAAAUCCAUUACCUCACAAAACCCUCUCAUCCCCCAUUGUGCUAAAUGGUAUCCAGAGGAACACUUGGUGCUAACGGCCCCCUCUGCUGGCUGUUUGUGUCACUGCAUGGAGCCCAUGUCACCCCUACUUGUAGCAGCCUCACACUUUACACACUGUCCUCUCAACUUCACUCUGACCACCAUUAACCAGCACUUCCUCGCCCAGCCAUUGGACAGGUCAUCAUCACACCGUCACCAUCUCCUGUUCAAUCUAGCAACGCUUCAUCAGACCAGCAGGAGGCGCUAGCCAAACAUCAUCUCCAUGGCUGUUAUAUAGCAAUGCACAAGUUAAUGGUGUAAGGAGCACAGCAUAAUCAAUCUAUAAUGGUAGCAUUACAAUAUGGAGCACAUAUGAAAACUCAGUACAAGACUAUUCAUCAUCAUGGUCUCCUAACCAGUUUUGAGAUGGUACUCGUAUAUAUCUGCAAUGAAUAUCACCGGCACAUUUUUGAAAGGGAGAUGUCAUCAGUCAACUCUCUGAUCAGGCAAAGCAAAGUCACUGACAUGCUGGAAAGAUAGGAUGUUCAACACUCUCGUCAUGGUUCUGAUUGGAUCGUGUGAGAGAUUGCCCUUCCCAACCCCCUGCCCACGUGACCGUUUUUUGGGCUUGGGUUCGAGGGGGGAGGGGGGUGAACUUACAUGAAGUGCUUUUUUCUACCUUAAGUUUACCCUAAAUGCCUGAGCGUCUGCUGAGCAUUGCGUGAAGCCUUGAACAAACUUUUGCCUUCCGGCUGACCAAAAAAAAACAAAACAACAACAAACCCUGUCCAGUCAGUCAGGGUGGUCACCUGGAGGCAUCUCAUGGUGCAUCUGUCCAUCUUCAGCAGAGGCAAAGUGCUGCUGGACCAUCGCAUCCUGUGCUCUCUCAGACAGGGAGCUGUAGCACAAGCUUCUACGAGCAUCUCUUUUUUCUCUUUUCUUUUUGGUGCUGAAAUCAGACUCUGAAAAUACAAAAUAAAAAAAACAGAUGCCUUACGUUUUUGUAAUGAAAUGAGUACGGUGUGCAUUAGUGGGGGGGUUUUGUUUUUGUUUGUUUGUUUUCCUUUUUGUGGGAUUGUUUUGCUACUGAAACACAGGGCUGUAUGAUGCUACUUUCUUUGGACUCUGCUUGCUCCACAUUGACCCUUAGUGAAGUGGCAUCCUUCUUCAUAUCGAAACCCAAUGCCAUGUUUGUUAGGGGAGCAAAAAUUGAUCAAAGAAAAAUAUCAAGAAUAUGGAUAUAAAUUGUUUUUCUAAGCUCAAUGCUUCAGUCAGGAUCGUGAAAUGCUGUAAAAUAUCGUUUCUUUUGCACUGAUCCGUCAGUGUUUAGCCUGAAAUAAGUCAGGUUUUCAUGCCCUAAAGCAAGUCCUCCUUUUUACAAUACGAAUGAUGCCUGAGUGAAAUCUUUCUGAAUAAGGUUAUUUUUUAUACCUCAUCAACCUUUGGGCCUUUGUCAUGCUUCUAGUGAGACCUAACUGCUUGGGGAAAAAAUUUAAUUGUAGCUUUGGUGCUACAGAUAUGUUCAAAUCACUGUCGGCCAUCGUGUAUGCUGCUGUAUGUUGUCAUUUGGCUUUAAUUGAUUGGUUGAUUAAAUUGGACAGGCUGAAGAGUUGGAGCCUCAACAUGAACAUUCUUGCGUAAGAUGUUUAUUGUUAUCAUUAUUCUGAUUUGAACGUGUAUUAAACCUGCAGCCUUGCAGCCUCUCUGGCUUCCGUGACAUUUCAGCGUGUGUGCCCUGUCUACCAAUCCUAUGCAACAUCAUUUUGGAUUUGAAAUGGAAGCCAAAUACCUUUUGUUUAGUUUUUGUUUGUUUGUUUGUUCUUCAAACAUCUUCAGCACUGCCAAGACUAUGUACAUUGUGUAAAUAUAUAUAUAUAUAGUUUGUGAAUAUUGUUUUGUUGUCACCAUGAGUUCCCAGGGCUUUGUGUACACAUGCAAGCACAAGAGAUGUGUAUGUUUUGUGUGUGUCCCAGAGUGAAAAUCAGACGUCUGGAUGUGCUAAAUUAAAGGAGGGUUUGUCUGCCAGAGAAAUUUGUCCAUACACACAAGUCUGUUGACGCUGUGCUUUUUCCUUUGUACAGUUUUGCCUUGUACGAUAAAGCCAUGUAAAUAUUUGCAUACCAGCUGCAAUUUUUGAUGAUAUUUCAAGCCAUUUAUAACAGAGCUUGAAGAUAUGUGAGUAUUUUAUGGACAACCUUUCUGUUUUCAUCUUCCAGGUGUUUAGAGUUCAUCAUAACCUAUUUUUGAUGAUAUUUCAAGCCAUUUAUAACAGAGCUUGGAGAUACAGUAUGUGAGUAUUUUAUGGACAACAUUUCUUUUCAUCUGCCAGGUGUUUAGAGUUCAUCAUAAACUAACUGUAAAAAGAGCAAGUCAGUUGAACUAUGAAUCUGAUGAUCUCUGUGCCAGUCUUAAAUUAUUUGUAAUUCAAUAAAUGAUUGAUUAUUUAUUCAUAGUGGAAAUGAAAUGUGAUUAUGUGAUGGGACAAAAUGUAUUCUUGAUAAGGGGUUGUUUUGUAUUUCUGAUAUUUCGCCUCUUAAAAUAUAUAGUUAUUUUGAGAGGGGAGUUCAGGACUGAAGCAUGCCUUUCCCAAGCAAUAAAUAAGGGCUCUCU